Molecule: messenger RNA, 1984 nt
Organism: Cylas formicarius (sweet potato weevil)
Lineage: Eukaryota; Metazoa; Arthropoda; Insecta; Coleoptera; Brentidae
Gene: cn
Product: kynurenine 3-monooxygenase
Exons: 9
Coding region: 3-1325 (440 amino acids)
Biological process (GO): NAD+ metabolic process; quinolinate biosynthetic process; L-tryptophan catabolic process
Cellular component (GO): mitochondrial outer membrane
Molecular function (GO): FAD binding; kynurenine 3-monooxygenase activity; NAD(P)H oxidase H2O2-forming activity
Source: RefSeq, a predicted model, not a curated record
CAAUGGACGGAACUAGGUCGAAAAAUAAAGUCAUUGUUGUUGGUGGCGGACUGGUUGGUGCCCUUUGCGUGUGUUUUAUGGCGAAAAGGGGCUACGACGUCUUUAUGUACGAAAAAAGGGAAGAUAUGCGAAAAAUCAUUGUCGAGCGAGGCAGGUCCAUCAAUUUGGCACUUUCGCACAGAGGAAGGAGGGCUUUGCGCCACGUUGGCCUGGAAGACGAGAUCCUGAGCAACGCAGUUCCCAUGCUUGGCCGUUACCUGCACAAACUAAACUGUCGGAACGAUUACGUGCCUUACGACCCCGUAGCGAACCAGUGCAUAUAUUCCGUCAACAGAAACUUCCUUAACCAAGUACUGCUCAACGCCGCGCAAGCGCACGGAAACGUGAAGCUAUUUUUCAAACACAAAAUGACCAAGGUCGAUUUCGCAUCCAGUACCAUUACCAUCACUAAUUUGGACACGGGCGAGAUUAAAACCGAGUCGGCGGACUUGGUGGUAGGAGCCGAUGGAGCUUUCAGUGUUUUGCGCCAACAUAUGCAGCUGACGCCCAUGUUUGACAUGUCGCAGGCUUAUAUCGAACACGGCUACAUGGAACUAUGCAUUCCGACGGAGCGAGGGACCAACCUCAAACCGAAUUGUUUACACAUCUGGCCUAGGGGAGAGUUUAUGAUGAUCGCUCUGCCAAACCAGGAUACCUCGUGGACCGUCACCUUGUUCAUGCCAUUCGAGAAAUUCGAAUCCGUCAUCAGCGAAGACGAUGUGCUGAGUUUCUUCGAAGCGAAUUUUCCGGACUCUGUGUCAGCCAUCGGGGAACGAGCUUUGGUGGACACCUUUCUGGGAAGCAAACCGUCAUCGUUGGUGUCCAUCAAGUGCAACAGGUACCACGCUGGCGAUGGGUUUCUUAUCGUCGGCGACGCUGCGCAUGCGAUGGUACCAUUUUAUGGGCAAGGAAUGAACGCCGGUUUUGAAGACUGUUCAAUCCUUCACGAAAUCCUAGAUGAGACAGAAGACAACAUCCCAAAGUCGAUAAAAGAUUUCAGUAGCAGACGUAGAACAGAUGCGCACGCAGUAUGCGACCUGGCCAUGUACAACUACAUCGAGAUGAGGGACUUGGUGACUAGACCGACCUACAGACUGAGACGGAUGCUCGAUUGUUUUUUGGAGCGGCUGUUUCCGGGGUCGUGGACUCCGCUGUACAAUUCGAUUUCUUUCGGGCACACUCGGUAUAGUCAGUGCGUUCGUAAUCGGCAGUGGCAAGAUAAGAUACUCAAAGUGGGUUUAGCCUCAUGUGUCCUACUGGCAACGUUGAUCAUCGUAUUUUUGUAACGCUUGGAUAUCAAUUUCAAAAGGAAUUUCAUAAACAUUCCCGACGCAAUGCUUUUUUCAUUUUAUUUAUCCCGAUGAUGCCAUUACGCAGGAACGAUGUUUCGGCAAAUGUUUUGACACGCUGUAAAUAAAAGAGAUUAUCGAUUCGAUAAUGGGAAAAUUGUAUUACGGCGAGCAAUUUUACAUAAUUAAAGUCCUUAGACAGGUGCAACUGCAGAGCCGUAACCCAUCGAUUGAUGGAUAUGGUAUUUAAAACUAAUACCUAAUGCAUAUUUCUCCAAGUGAUAAUGGAAUCUUUUGAUUAGUUUUGGCUGGUUUUGCGUUCAAGUAAAAUAUAAAAUUGUUUAAAAAAAUGGUUAAUGUCAAAUACGUUUACUAUUGCUUCCUUUUCUCCAGUUAUUAAAUUACAUUAGUUAAUUAAUCCGUGCAACAUUUGAAUUUUAAUUUAUAAUUCUUUAUAAUUAUUAACUGAAUUGCUUCAAUAAUCAUUUAAGUUUUUUGUUAAAACUAUCAACAGCUUCAUAUACCCAAUGCAAUCACUUUAUGAAGAAUUUUUCACCUUUUGGCUAGUACAAUUAAAAUACCGAAUCUUUAGUCCAAUGUCCAUCCAUUUUGCUAAAUUAAUGCUCAUAAGUUCUCGUGAUUAACUACUACCAGUG